Rotaria sordida is the source of this 981-nucleotide messenger RNA. Lineage: Eukaryota; Metazoa; Rotifera; Eurotatoria; Philodinida; Philodinidae. The record is from the annotation of a GenBank genome assembly.
AUGAGUGUUAUUCCUGUUAUUGACAUUUCUCCAUUAGUGUCUUCAUCUAGUGAACAGACGAAAUUCGAUGUAUCUCAAGCGAUUCGUCGUGCUUGUGAAGCGGUAGGGUUCUUUCAAAUGAUCGGUCAUGGAAUCGACGAACAACUGUUUGAUAAAUUGGUCAUUGAAGCUCGACGUUUCUUUGCUCAAUCAUCAGAAGAAAAACAACGCUAUGCUGUGCAUAAAUGGAAUCCAUCGAAUUCGAAUCAGUAUCGUGGUUAUUUUCCAUCAUCAGUCAAUGGAAAAGAGGGCCUAGAUUUAUCUUCACCAUAUAUGAAUUCCGAACAUGAACUUGUUAAAAAAGGUGACCCAUUACACGAACUGAAUCAAUAUCCAAUGCAUGGAGUAUUGACUCAAUAUUGGGAUGAAAUGUGGCGUAUUUCACUCGAAUUAUUGCGUGCAGUAGCACGUACUUUUGACUUGGACGCUUCCCAUUUUGAUAAACUUCUCGAUGAUCGUGCAUUCGGUGGUGCCGGAACUCUUUCUACCUUUCGUCUCAAUUACUAUCCACAACUAGGCAAUCAAACUCCUGUAUCGAUAGGUGCUGAUGAUGGUGAACCUUUGUCGUGUGAAGAGCACUACGAUGGAUGCGUACUUACAAUUUUGUAUCAACAUAAAGUUGGUGGCCUACAAAUUCAGUCAGAAAAUAGAACAUGGGUUGAUGUGCCAAUCGUACCGUACGCUUUGGUUGUGAAUACUGGUAAAUGUUUAGAACGAUGGACAAAUGGAUGUUUGAGGGCAGUAAAGCAUCGAGUUAAGUUACUGAAAGAAGAACGUCUUUCAAUUCCAUUCUUUUUGGAAGCAUCUUAUUCAACACCUAUUGUACCAUUACCGACUGCAGGUGGAGCUCCGAAAUAUGACCCGAUAAUCUAUGGACCGUAUAUUAUAGAAAAUAACAGCAAAUUCAAGGAGUAUCAACGCGAUGAUGAUAAAUCGUCUUAA